AAUGAAGAAGCAGCUGUUUAUAAAGUAAGGAAUUUUGGCUCGAAAAAAUAACUCUUGGAAAUGACGCCACAAUGCCGGUUGUGUGGAGAUUCAAUAUACACGCAAAAUCCAGUUAACAUAUUCGAUGAGCGCAGCAAUAUGGUCAGGCAAAUCGCAUUGGUCACGGGCCUUUGGCUCACCGAUCACUCGAAGAUGCCCCGGAAUAUGUGCUCCUGCUGCCUGCUGAGCUUGAAGAGCGGCAUUGCCUUCCGCCAAGUCUGCAUCAAUACCAACAAUCGACUGACAAUCCAGCGCCGAAGGCUGGAAGCCAAGGACGACGGAUGCUGGGAUGAUCCGCUGAGCGACGCGCACGAGGUGCUGAAGAUCAACGAUGCGGAAGUGGAGCAGGAGGUGUUGUACGAGGUGUCAUAUGCGGAUAAUGAGGGACUGGAGAAGGACCACGACCUGUUCAAGAAGGAGGAGGAAGAAAGCGAGGUUGAUGAGCAGAAGGAAUGUGUAGAUAUUGCCAGCGAAAUACCCUCCAAUAAGGAGGAUAAUGAGCAAGAGCAAAAACAGGAGUGUGAGGAUAUGGUGGAUAAAAGGAAAGGUCAUGAUGCUUGCGAGGAGUCACAGGAAUAUGAGGAGUCACACCCAGAUGAGGAGGACGAGGAAGAGUCACAGGAAGAGGACGACGAGCUUUGGCAGAACGAGGACGGCGACAGCGAUACAGAUAUUGAUUCUAUGUCAGAUAGAGAAGCCACGUCGCGUCAACCGGCCCUUGACGAAGAUAAAAAGUCUAUUCGAAAAUACACCAACAGGUCGUCUCCCAAAAACGACGAUACCGAAAUUCUGAAACCUGCGAAGAAGAAACGAAAAACCUACAUAAGCCGAAAGGUCCACGUCUGUGACCAUUGCGGCAAGAAAUUCACCGACAAGGGCAACUUUAACCUGCACGUGCUGCGCCACUCGGGCGUCAAGCCCUUCGAGUGUCCUGAGUGCGGCCAAAAGGAGUUCAACAGGUACAUCCUGAACAUUCACAUUCGGGUGAAGCAUCGCGGAGAGAAGCCAUACGCCUGCCAGUUCUGCGACGAGAAAUUCGUGCACAGUACUAUGCGAUCGCGCCACGAAAACCGGGUACACCGGAACAGGAAAUCACCAAAGAACUUCAAGUGCAACUAUUGCGACAAGCGAUUCGAGUCGAACUACCAGAGGGCCAAGCACGAGGUGGUCCACACUGGCGAGCGUAAAUUCCACUGUGAGGUCUGCAAAGUGUCCUUCACACGGAACUCGAACUUGAGGACCCACUACCGCUCCGGGCAGCAUCAAAGGAAGCAGAUCGCAAUGAGUGCUAAGUCCGAAAAAGAUUCCAAAAAUAAUUAAGGUUUUGUUGAUAAGUGUUGUAAUACGUUAAGAGACCUGUUCUUAUCUGUUAACAAAUUGUAAGAAUGUAAUAGAAUAAAAUUAUUUCUAAGUUAAUAAGAUGAUAUAUCAAAAUA
Molecule: messenger RNA, 1475 nt
Organism: Drosophila sechellia
Lineage: Eukaryota; Metazoa; Arthropoda; Insecta; Diptera; Drosophilidae
Gene: Nnk
Product: Nicknack
Exons: 4
Coding region: 61-1359 (432 amino acids)
Biological process (GO): regulation of transcription by RNA polymerase II
Cellular component (GO): nucleus
Molecular function (GO): DNA-binding transcription factor activity, RNA polymerase II-specific; zinc ion binding
Source: RefSeq, a predicted model, not a curated record